Molecule: messenger RNA, 2772 nt
Organism: Melanotaenia boesemani (Boeseman's rainbowfish)
Lineage: Eukaryota; Metazoa; Chordata; Actinopteri; Atheriniformes; Melanotaeniidae
Gene: pecam1a
Product: platelet and endothelial cell adhesion molecule 1a
Exons: 15
Coding region: 114-2576 (820 amino acids)
Biological process (GO): cell surface receptor signaling pathway
Molecular function (GO): transmembrane signaling receptor activity
Source: RefSeq, a predicted model, not a curated record
CCUCUCCCUCACCAAGUUCCUUCUCUCUUCUUGAAUAUCCUUCCUUGCGUCUGUCUCUUCUGCCUGUUAGAGCUGUAUCUUAAUCUCAUAUCAUUAAACCACCUUCACUCAGGAUGGGCUCCAGACCCCCCAGCUUGCUGUUGCUGUUUCUCACCAGCCUCCUACUCACCUGGCAAUGUGCCAGAGGAGAGUCAUCAUACAUUAUAGAUACCGUUGGACUUACCAUCCUACCCAGAAGCACAGUUCAGAGUGGGACGCAGGUGUCUAUAGGCUGCCAGGCCAGCGUCAUUCUAAGCAACAUCUCUCAUAUGACCUACCAUUUCCUGCUUACUCGGAAUGAUGUUCCCAUCCAUUCCUAUAAUACCACAGAAGACUCUGUGGUAUAUGAGCUCAACCCAGCCAGGGCAGCUGACUCUGGAAAUUAUGAAUGUCAAGUCACAGUUAAGGACAAGAGCAAGCGCAGCAUCAUCCAGAAACUGGGCGUGACAGGCCUCCAGACCCCAAGACUCUAUCUGAGUAAUGUAUCACCGUAUGAAAGUGAGGAGUUCACAGCCACCUGCAGUGCCUCGGAGGAGAAAGGACCCCUUAAAUUCACAUUUUACCAGAGGUUUAUGACCGGAGAGCCUGAAAAGAUGAAGCAGCUAGAAACAUCUGGGAAUUAUUCAGAUGCCACUUUAAAACUCAGACACAUAGGAAACUGCUUUCUGUCCUGUGAUUAUGAAAUCAAUUUGAUUUCCGGAUCUAUACGCUCCAGCCGCAGCGAUGAGAUUGAAGUGAUAGUCAAAGUGCUCAACAUUAAACCGAUCAUGAACGUGCUGCCCUCCCUGACUGUCUUUGAGGGGGAUGUGGUGGACAUUAUUUGUAAAGUAGUAGAUAUCCCAUUAAAGAACAUUGAAGUAUUCCUUACAAAGGGCAGAAGGGUACUCAAAAAAUCUCCAAACACAGCCCUCAGUCAUCUAAUAACCAUUCAGGAGGGAGACUCUGGGGAGUUUGUUUGCAAGGCAGAGUGGGGGAAUGUCCAGAAAGAAAGCUAUAUAACAAUCACUGUCAAAGAGCUAUUUUCAAAGCCACGGCUGACUGUGGACCCCAUAGAAAUAUUUGAGGGAGACCGUUUCAAACUGACCUGCUCUGUUUCCAUUUACAUUCCCGAGAAGAUCAACAAUGAAACCAUGGAAUUCUCCUUCUAUAAAGAUAAUACCAAGCUUAUGAUCAAGAAUGAAACUUUAAAAUACUCUUUUUACAAAGAUAACACCCUGCAUACCAAUGCAGAGGCGUAUAUAAGAGCAGUGAACCUUGAAAAAAAUGGCAACUACACCUGCAAAGCUCAAAGUUUGUCUCUGAUACACAAUUUUGUCAAGGAGAGCCAAAAACUUGUCAUCAAAGCCAAAGUUCCUGUUUCAAAACCUGUGAUGAGUGUGGUGGGUGGCAUGCUGUUUUUGGGAAAGGACUUCCAGCUGCUCUGUCAGAGCAGCAGAGGCACUCUGCCCAUCAUGUACACUCUGCACAUCCCUAACAGGAGGCCUGAGCACAAAACUGUGAGCAAGACAGGGGAACAGGCUAUCUUCAGCCUUCCAGCUAUCCUCAAGGGCUCUGACUUAAGCAACUUUCAAUGCCACGCAAAAAACAGUCAACGCAGGCCUCUUAUGAUAGGAUUAGGACAGCAACUGCUGCGCUCAACCAGCAUCAUAGAGCCUGUAUCAACACCAAUGUUGACCAUCACUCCCAGUGCUGGGGACAUCUCUGAGGGUCAGAGUGUGAGUCUCAUCUGCUCUGUUCAGAGUGGCAGCCCACCCAUUAACUUUACCUGGUACCACACCGAGACAGAUGUUGCUCUUGCUUCUGUGUCUACCGAUAAACGGGAAGAAUCUUUCAGAAUACACAACGUCAGAGGAGAGCACAGAGGGAGAUACUACUGUGUGAGCACAAACCUGGCCAAGGAAACCAAAUAUAGCCCCGAAAUCACAUUUGGAGUGAAGCUGGCUGGGUGGAAAAAAGGUCUUAUUGCAGCCUUCUGCAUCACACUUAUACUGGCCUUGAUCCUUGUUAUUGCCUUCAAGAAACGGCUCUUUCAGUUUGAGAGGAAGAGAUCAGCCAAGUUGUCAGUGAAGUCAGCCAGCACCAAAACAGAGCGGCUGAGCCUCACCCAGGCAGAAGUCAUCGAGGCUGCCAAUGUCACCCCAGGCAUUAUGGGGAAAAGUGUUUGGAGUGAACAUGUCUCAGGCUCUGAGUCUGAUGACCAGAACAGUGUGAUCAUUUCUGAAAAGUCAGAACCUCAGUACACAGAGGUGCAGGUCAGAGAGGCAGAUCCCAACAGAGCUCCAGUGAAAAAGGGCACAGACACCGUAUACAGCGAAGUGCGCAACUCCCAGCAAGGUGUUCCAGAGCCAGCUGAUGGUGUGUCAGUGGAAUAUGCACAGCUGAAUCAUGAUAAUAAUCGUCACAGUGACCACAGUAACCACAGUAACCAUGGUGACCACAGCGCAGAUGGAGAUCACAUAGCUGAGACUGACAACUCUGUUAGCACUGACACCGGUGACCAGGGGGAAGGGACAUGUGACCCAGCACCCGACUGUUGAUCAAACGACAAUAAUUUUUUUUAUUUCCCCUUAAUUCUCUGGCUUGAUAAAGCAGCUGAUUCUUUGCACUGAAAUUUCUUUAAAGCUUGUAGGUCAUGUCACUAAUUAUAUUCUUUUACAUUUUGUUUUUGUCGUGCUUUAAACAUUUCAAGCUGUAUUCAGUUUCCUGUCUUUUUAAAGAAUGAAUAAAUUGUUU